Alligator mississippiensis (American alligator) is the source of this 1737-nucleotide messenger RNA. Its product is annotated as coiled-coil domain-containing protein 70. The record is from RefSeq and is a predicted model, not a curated record. The transcript is spliced from 2 exons. Lineage: Eukaryota; Metazoa; Chordata; Crocodylia; Alligatoridae. The coding region runs from base 710 to 1639 and encodes 309 amino acids.
AGAAUGCAUUAAUCCAAUCCUCUAAUUCCAUUUUUGAUGUCCUAUUUUUGCUCCUCCAAGACACCAUCUUCUUGCUUCUUGUCUUUCCGCACUUGUGCUCAGAGGUUCAGAGCUGCCACAGUGGUCAGGGACUGACCCAAAUAACACUUACAAAAGCCAGCUCACCUUGUCAUCACAUCUGCUUUGCUCAUAAUCUAUCUGUUUAAUUAGGGGGGAAAGAAUAACUGGUGCUCAGUUUUACAAAUCCGUGCAGGAAAUACACAGUAUGACACAGUAAUUGCUGUAAUUCUUAUUCAGAUUAUUUGGAUCACUGGAAGGUGUUUGUGAAGAUGUUCAUGUUUUAGAUGAAUGGCCACUCCCACUAGAGUGUUUGUAGCAUUGUAACUUUCAUAAUAGAUUAUUCAUCAUUUUGUUACAUUUCAGUUAAUGAUGCAAGGAGUAAAACCAGUAUCAUAUGACUUCACAAUCACAUCAGACAUACUGAAUAAUUAAGAAUCUGUCAUCUCUGCAUUCCAAAAUGGAAUACUGAGAUUCUGGAUCUUUUAGAACAUUCUCAUCAUUAGAGUGAGAGCUCUGAUAGCCUGGCAGCAUCAUCUGCAGCACAGGAGACGUCAGCGACAUAGAGAAGCAGUGAACCUUUUCACAAAUAGCCAACUUCUCUGCCCCUUCACAAAGGCUACCAGCCAAUAUUCUAUGCAGUUAUAAUCCAAUGGACCCAAAGCAAAAAAAAGAACAAAGGUUGGAUUUUAGCUUGCCCCAGGUCAGCCAAAACAAUGUGACACCAGCUACCUACAACCCCAAGCAAGAGAACAAGAACCGCCUGGCAUCCUUUUCCAAUUUACAGAAGAAGCAGCUCAGUCACAAUCUAGAGGACAAAAAAGCCUUUAAAAAGGAGAUCAAGGCCUUCUGGGGGGAAAACAAAGAUUUCCAUGAGGAGAUUAAGGCCUUUCAGGAAGGGGACAGAACCAGAGCCUUAUGGAAGGAGAUCAAGGACUUCCGCGGGAAGAAUCAGUCUUUCAUAGAGGAGAUCAAGGUCUUCUUGGAGGAAGAUAAGGCCAUCUUAGAGCAGAUCAAGGACUUCCAGCUUAAAAAUAAGGGUUUCCAGGAGCAGGUCAGUGCCAUUCAAGAGAAAAUUGAAGCCUACCAGGAGAAAAUCAAGGGAGCCGAGGAAGAGAUCAAAACUUUUGAGGAAAGGAACGAGGCCUGCCGGGAGGCAAUUAGAGCCUUCCAGAGAAAAAACAAGGAGUUCCAGGAAAGGAACAAAGCCAUGCGCGAGAGGAACAAAGCUCUGCAAGGAAAGAAUGAAACUUUCCAGGAGAAGAACAAGGCUUUCUGGAAGGAAUACAAGGCUUUCUGGAAGAAGGACAAGGUCUUCUGGGAAGAGGACAUGGCUAUCUCAAGGGAUAAAAUGAUCCUCUGGGAACAGUAUAUGGCUUUCAGAGAGAAUGACCAGGACCUACAAGAGGAAAAAGGAGCACUCUGGGACAUGAUAGAAGUUUUGUGGGAUGAAAAAUAUGCCCUCUGGAAAAAGAUAUACAGCCCUCCUGGAGAGGAACAACUAGCUAAAGCUGUAGAAAAUGCUGAUGGUGAUCAUGGUCCAAAUAUACAUACUAUAACAAAAGGAUCUGAGGGAGUCUAGAGGUCCGCACUGCUCUUUCAGCCAUGACCUGAGUGCUCAUAUAUGCUGAAAUAAUAUAAUGGUUGCUUCUUUGACCUGAAACAUUUAAUAAAAGCAUG